CCUGCUUCCACUCCCUCCCCCUGCUUACACUCCAGCAGCCAGCAUAGCCAGGCAGCCAUGGACGUUGGUGCCCUCAGCAGCGACUACUCGUCGGGGACGCCGUCCCCGGUGGGCGCGGACGGCGGCAACAGUGAGGGCUUCUCGACGUACAUGACGGUGUCUUCGGCUCCGCCGAAGCGGCGCGCGGGGCGGACCAAGUUCAAGGAGACGCGGCACCCGGUCUACAAGGGCGUGCGCCGGAGGAACCCCGGGAGGUGGGUCUGCGAGGUGCGGGAGCCGCACAGCAAGCAGAGGAUAUGGCUCGGCACGUUCGAGACCGCAGAGAUGGCGGCGCGCGCGCACGACGUGGCCGCGCUGGCGCUGCGCGGCCGCGCCGCCUGCCUCAACUUCGCCGACUCUCCUCGUCGGCUCCGGGUCCCGGCCGUGGGUGCCAGCCCUGAUGAGAUACGGCGGGCGGCGGUAGAGGCGGCUGAGGCAUUCCUGCCGGCACCCGACCAGAGCAAUGCGCCCGCCGAGGAGGUAGCCGCUGCACCAACGAUGCAGUUCGCCGGUGAUCCGUACUACGGGAUGGACGAUGGUAUGGACUUCGGGAUGCAGGGCUACCUCGACAUGGCGCAGGGGAUGCUCAUUGCCCCUCCUCCGUUGGUAGGUCCGUCAGCGACUGCCGGAGACGGCGACGAUGACGGUGAGGUCAGCUUGUGGAGCUACUGAUUACGCGCAUUUGAGUUAUGCCAUGUGUGGUGCGACGAACUACUAAUGCAUGUGCAGCUUUAUAUAGUAAUCGAGUAGAGGAAGUGUACUGCAUGGUUGCCCUUUCCUUUUCUCCACUUUGUUCUAAACUUCUCUGGGUAAUGUACGUUUGCUCUCUGAUGAACUGCGAUCAGAAGAAGCAGAGGGCCUGAUCUUGAGUGUAGUGUUCGAGCUCCGAAGGAGUGUUGGGGCUAGCUAUAUGUAUCUCCCUUGUUUAUUAUGCAUGAGCGGAGUGUCUUCGUCGGUGUUUGGUUAAGCAAAAUGUAAGUUUCUCGGUGUAUAAUUAGCAAUAUAGCACGUUGCCUUAGAGCAUCUCCA
Molecule: messenger RNA, 1068 nt
Organism: Hordeum vulgare subsp. vulgare (domesticated barley)
Lineage: Eukaryota; Viridiplantae; Streptophyta; Magnoliopsida; Poales; Poaceae
Product: dehydration-responsive element-binding protein 1G-like
Exons: 1
Coding region: 58-711 (217 amino acids)
Biological process (GO): regulation of DNA-templated transcription
Molecular function (GO): DNA binding; DNA-binding transcription factor activity
Source: RefSeq, a predicted model, not a curated record